Eublepharis macularius is the source of this 2209-nucleotide messenger RNA. RefSeq names its product chromosome 13 C12orf76 homolog (gene C13H12orf76). NCBI's taxonomy places the organism in Eukaryota, Metazoa, Chordata, Lepidosauria, Squamata, Eublepharidae. The record is from RefSeq and is a predicted model, not a curated record. Bases 31 to 228 code for a protein of 65 amino acids. The transcript is spliced from 2 exons.
UGAGCCCGCGCGGCGCCUCGGCUGUGGGGGAUGCUGGCGCGGCGGGGCCAGGCGGCGGGGCUGCUGCUGCUGGCGCUGGCCGGGGAGGCGGCGGCGGACGCGCGGAGCCGGCCCUACGCCGUGCUGCGGGCGCAGAACCUGGUUCUGAUGGGAAGCGUCUUCAGCAUCUUGCUAAUUGCCAUGAUCCUGCUGGCCGUGUGUGUCUACAAGCCUCUUCGCCGGCGGUAGCGCAGGGGGCAUGUCUUCGGGAGGGCCAAGCUCUGCGGUUGGCACGAAAGCCCAGCCAGGCUCCUGUGGAGUGCACUGACCCCGGUCUUCUUCCUUGACCCUCAAACCUCUGGACUUCCAGGGCUUCUCACUGAUGGGACUGUGGGGCUGAGGUGGACCUUUUCCUUUUCUGCUGUAAGAGCUUUUUGCUCCUGGCCAGAUGUCACCUGUUGCUGUCAUGGCAGUGCCACAGAGGCGUUGGCAGGGAAGGAGUUCUUGGGAACUUGGGGGCCAGCAAAGAGGAGUGAGAUCUUUAAUGGUUGCUUCAGGCCAGCCCUUACAUAACAGACUUUCAAGAAUGCUGAGAAUCUUCCUCGGGCACUGAGGGGGAAGGCUGUCUGCAUUCAUGAAAGUAUUUGGCUGUAUUGUAUUUGUGUGCCUGUUGUGUCAGGGACAGUUUGUUGGCUGUGAUCUUGUGAGUUGGUUCCGGCCCACUCUCCUUCUUGCAGUCUGUGUAUUUUUCAGUACUAUUUGCACUUCCAAGCUGGCUUGGCAACAGCACGUCGCCAAUGCUCUUUAAAGAUGGCCAGAUCAUUUUGCCUAGGAGGCCAAAAAGGCUUCUGUUCAGUUCUCUCGAUCAUAUUUUUGUUGUUUUUGAGCAAGUUAAAUUCACUCAAAGCAUUCCAGUGCAAUCCCAAGCCCAAGUUACACCCCUUUAAGCUCCUGUGUACGCCUCUGGUUAGGCUUGGUCUUGCAUAUGUGAGAUGAACUUGGAAAUGGGUUCCCAGGUUGUUGAGAGAUCGGGAGAUCUUCAGGGCCUGAUCUCUGGAAGAGACAAUGCAGAAUGAAGCUGAUCUGUCAGCUACGCUUCCCUCUGCUAGGCCAACCCACCAGAGGGGCCAGGCUAGGCUGCACCUGCUCUGUCCAUUCUCUUUGAGAUGCCGCCAUAAAUGGGGAGUGGGACCGAUUUAAGUCAGUCCAGCAUGCAGGAAAGGGGCCCCUGCCCAGCCUGUCUACCCAAGGAGGCAAAGCAAGUUUUUGGAAAUGUUCUGUAUUAAAGCAGUUAAGGCCCUCUGUUUCCCUGUGGCAUGCAGAGAGGGUUUUGAUAUGACCCACACCUAAAAUAUGAACCUCCAGAAUACCUGCCGUGGCUUCCAGGGGUGUGUUUCUUCCAGUGUGGUUUUCUGUCACAAAUCCCCUGUAUUGAGCUGGUUGGUUUGUCCAGUUUUUCUGGUUGUGGGCCGCCUCCUCCCAGUAGCUGUUCUCGUGCAAAAUGGUGCAUCAUCGAAAGCCAGGUGUGCUUCCGGAUGUUACACAAGUAUCAGGAAGUACCAGUACAAGGAUGCAGCGCCUCAGGUCAGCUCCCAUGCUCAGGCUUUUCUCUGCAUUUGGGUGGGUGGGGGCAUAAAGUGGGUGUCAGGCUCCCUUUGAAAUUGUUGUGGAGCAUGCAAGCCCAAACCACAUGCAAGCCCAGACCUCAAACACCCACACAAAACAGCACUCACUGGGCUGAUAAGAUGCCCGACAGUUCCUGGUGAUGCUUUUAGAGUCAGCAGUAGAGAGCCCCCCACCCCUGCUGGCUUCACACCACCCCAGUAGGAAAGCCAUGUACUCCCGGCUGCCGAGAUCACCGACGGCAUGCUUUCCAACUGAAUCCCAAGUGGGGGAAUCUCUCAGAGGAGCAAUUGCAAGAUGCAGCAUGGAAAGUGGCUGAAGGUGUUCAUGAGGAAAGCUGCUAUCGGGUGGGUUAUAUUUUUUAUUUUUUGUACUUGUGUAUUCAGAGUAGCAUUCUCUGGUGUAUAGUUUUGGAACGUCUGAUAUGUAACAGGAUCGACCUUUGUCAUUGUAGUAACUUAUUUUUAUUUGGCAGCUUCAGUGUGGUCUCCCUCCCUGUCUGUGUGGAGGAGAUCUCUGGGGCACCAGGGGUUUGUGUUCUUGGAGGGGGUGAUGUUGCAUUGUUCAAUUUGAAAAGCGUAAUAAAGCAGUCGCUUCACAGAAUGGA